CCUACCCACCCAACAGGCUCUGUCCCUGCAUCAGACGCUCAUCAGGCGACGCUCCCCAUCACACGUCUUCAACGUCCUCAACCCUCGUCCAAAAGAUGCCUCUCCAAUCCACGCUGUCCGGCCGGAGCUCCGGCUCCGGCCAGGCCGAGAACACGCAGUCGGACGGGAAGUCGUUUGAAGAGCUGAGGCGGGAAUGUCUCCAGAAGGGGGUCCUGUUUGAGGAUCCGGAUUUCCCCGCCACCGACUCCUCACUCUACUACAGCCAGAGCGUCCCGGUCCAGAUUGAGUGGAAGAGGCCCAAGGAGCUCUGCAGUAACCCUAAGUUCAUUGUAGGGGACGCGAACCGGACAGACAUCUGCCAGGGACAGCUAGGGGACUGUUGGCUCCUGGCAGCCAUCGCCUCCUUGACCCUGAAAAAAGAUGCCAUGGCCCGAGUUGUCCCCCACGACCAGGAAUUUGACCACAACUACGCCGGCAUCUUUCACUUCCAGUUCUGGCAACACAACAAGUGGUUGGAUGUGGUGGUGGACGACCGGCUGCCGUCGGUCAGGAAUAAGCUCAUCAUGCUUCACUCGGCCUCCAACAACGAGUUCUGGAGCGCCCUGAUGGAGAAAGCCUACGCCAAAAUUCACGGCAGCUACGAGGCCCUGAAGGGCGGCAGCACCAUGGAGGCCAUGGAGGAUUUCACCGGUGGCGUUGGGGAAAUAUAUGACACCAAGAAAGCUCCAGAGAACCUGUUCUCCAUCAUGAAGAAGGCCCUGGACCGAGGCUCCAUGAUGGGCUGCUCCAUCGAUAUCACCAGCUCUGCAGAGUCUGAAGCCAAGACGAGCACGGGGUUGGUGAAGGGACACGCGUACUCCAUCACAGGCCUGGAGGAGGUGAACUACCGCGGCCAGAAGGUCCAGUUGAUCCGGAUCAGAAACCCCUGGGGUCAGGUGGAGUGGAACGGCCCCUGGAGUGACAACGCCAGAGAGUGGAAUUACGUUGACCAAGCAGAAAAAACACGCAUCCUGCAGAAUUCGACAGACGACGGUGAAUUCUGGAUGGAAUUUGAAGACUUCAAGAAAAACUACGACAAGGUGGAGAUCUGCAACAACCCAGACGACCUGAGCGACAGCACAAAGCGGCACUGGGCGGUCAACAUGUUCGAGGGACAGUGGAUCCGUGGCUCCACUGCAGGAGGCUGCAGGAACUACAUUGACACAUUCUGGACCAACCCACAGUUCAGGCUGCAGCUGGAAGACGCUGACGAUGACGACGAUGUUUGCAGUGUGGUCAUCGCUCUGAUGCAGAAGAACAGACGGAAGCUGAGGAAAGAAGGCCUGGACCUGGAGACCAUCGGCUUCGCAGUGUACGAGGCUCCAGACGAAGUCGACCAAGUGGGGAAAGAUUUCUUCCGCUACCACGGGUCCAAGGCUCGCAGCAGGACCUACAUCAACAUGAGGGAAGUGUCAGAGCGCUUCACACUGCCUCCCGGGAAAUACCUGCUGGUUCCCACCACCUUCCAGCCCCAUCGUGAGGCCGACUUCCUCAUACGCAUCUUCUCUGAGAAGAAUGCCGAUGCCCUGGAGAUGGGGAGCAACGUCGAUGCCGACCUACCAGAACCGCCCAUGCCCAGCCCCCCAGAGGAGGAAACAGAUGAGGAGAAAGGCUUGAGGAGGCUAUUUGAGCAGCUGGCCGGUUUGGACAAGGCUAUCUCUGUCAGAGAGCUUCAACAGAUGCUCAACGGCGUUCUCAGCAGGAGAAGAGAAAUCAAAUUUGACGGCCUGAGUCUCAGCACCUGCCACAGUAUCAUCAACCUUAUGGACGUGGACAACACAGGGAAGCUGGAGUUCCAGGAGUUUAAGGUGUUCUGGGAGAAGAUGAAGAAGUGGAUUAUGCUCUUCCUGUCCUUUGACACAGACCGUUCAGGGAAGAUGUCGUCGUACGAGCUUCGCAUCGCUCUCAAAGCUGCAGGGAUGCAGUUGAACAACAAGCUCCUGCAGCUAAUCGGCUUGAGGUUCGCAGACGACAAGUACGACAUUGACUUUGACGACUACCUUACCUGCAUCGUCCGGCUGGAGAACAUGUUCAGAACUUUCCAGGCUAUGGACCAAUUUAACCGGGGCCGGGUGAACAUGAACAUCAUGCAGUUCCUGAUGUUGUCCAUGAACGUCUGAGGAGAAGCUGCUGGCGAACCAGCACAAGAACAAAACUCAACAGAGAGUCCUGGAUGUAUUGUAUUAAAAAUCACACCACAUUUUCCUCUCCGUGAUUCUCAGCAUCUGUCCCGUGUACGUGAUGUUAUUAGAAGAAAUAAUGUGAGGUGCUGUCUGAGCUAAGGUUUUUUGAAUGGGGACUAAGAAUUUUCCUGGCUUUAUACAUUACACUGCUAAAUAUUGUUGUAUUUGCUUUGCCUGCUGCACAAAUGGAAAUAAUUUUUGAGUAAAA
Messenger RNA from Mugil cephalus (flathead mullet), 2430 nucleotides. RefSeq names its product calpain 9 (gene capn9). Gene Ontology annotation, molecular function: calcium ion binding; calcium-dependent cysteine-type endopeptidase activity. Gene Ontology annotation, cellular component: cytoplasm. The record is from RefSeq and is a predicted model, not a curated record. Gene Ontology annotation, biological process: proteolysis. Lineage: Eukaryota; Metazoa; Chordata; Actinopteri; Mugiliformes; Mugilidae.